This is a messenger RNA of Antechinus flavipes (yellow-footed antechinus), 11416 nucleotides long. RefSeq names its product sperm-tail PG-rich repeat containing 3 (gene STPG3). The coding region runs from base 556 to 1398 and encodes 280 amino acids. NCBI's taxonomy places the organism in Eukaryota, Metazoa, Chordata, Mammalia, Dasyuromorphia, Dasyuridae. The transcript has 8 exons. The record is from RefSeq and is a predicted model, not a curated record.
UUCUUUAUGUCACAAAGGACAAAAAGAGAAAUAGAAACAUGUAAUAGGCUAGAUUGGGGUGUCAUUAAGGGUGCCAUCUAGUGAGCCUCCCCCCCCCAAAAAAAAGACCUCUCUUCCUUUUUGCUUUUCUCUCUCAUCUUUUCCAAUUGUCUAGGUUACCGAAUUCUCCAGUCUUCUGGGGACCUUCCUGGACACACAUUUCUCUAGAGAGAGAAAGAGGUUAACCCUGACCUAGAAUUUUUGCUAUGAGCCAAGGAGUUUGGGGAGUCAGGAAUUCAGGGCUUCAGAAAAAGGGCAGUGAAUGAACAAGAAAACAACAUAGAGAAAGAAAAAAAUAGAUGAAUAUUAGGUCCAGGAAGAAGUGAGAACUCAUUACAAGGACCUUAUUCAUCCCCAACCAAAGGAUGAUGAGCCUAAGAAAACCAGGAGAACACCCUUCCCCCAUUCUUCACCAUGGCAACAACUAGAAGGUCCUUGUGAUGUGACCAUGAUGACUGGCCUGGAGAAAGUCUAGACUAGCCAACAUAGAGAACACAAUAUUUAAAUUGGAAAAAGAUGAAUUUUGACCAGAAGGCAGUGAAGUUUUUGGCAAAUUUUUAUAUGAAUGGAGGUCAACACUGGACCCAUGGUGGUAUACAGACAAAGCAGCCAGCACCUCCCAGCAGCGGGAAGAAGUUGUCUGGGAUCCAUCAAGUCCUAUCCACCCACCCUCAUAUAGAAAGAUGGGAGUCUAUGAAGCAUCCAGUGCCCCAGGAUCUUCAAAAAAUUCCUCUGGAGGUAACCAGCCUGUUACAGGAUCCACAUCUUUGCCGGGUCAGGCAUAUAAAAGAACUCACUCUAGAAAGACGACCUCCGAUCCUGAUAGACAUGGAUGUUCCAGGGCCCACCCAGUACUCUGCACCUGAUGUGAGCAUCCGGGAGUCUACACCACAUCCUCACUACAGCAUUAGCUGCAAGACACCCACUCGGGAUGGUGGUGGUCGCAGGGCAUGGCAAACAACCUGGUUCCAGAGUGAAAGCCCCUUCACGCAGAAGGCGGACUUCGUCAGGGAGCAGAAGCCCGGCAGUCUGGGACCCCUGCAGCCCAGCCGACCCAGCUUUCCUGCCUUCAGCUUUGGCCACAAGAGGCUGACUACCAAGGCCAAGGAAACUCGGCCCAGCCCCAACACCUACAAUGUUCUCCCAGGCUUUCAGCUUAAAGGACCUCGAUCUCCUGCUUUCUCAAUGAGCCGGUCCCAUACCUUCAACAGUUGGAUCAGUCCUGCUCAUACUCCAGGGCCAGCUGCAUACUAUGUCGAAGAUUCCUACAACUCCCGAUUCCCGUCAACCCCUGGAGUUCUCAUCCAGGGGGAGCGCAGGCCUAAGCGACAUGAGACCGGGCCCUUCUGCACCCUCUAGACCCUGGAACCCCAGGGCCUUCAAAGCGCUCUUGAACCUGGAUCCCCCAGUGGCCUGUACUAUACAUUAGAACUUGGGACUCCCAGGGCCAUGGGCUGCUCGAUAGAACGCAAAGGUUACAAAUUCUCCCUGGGUUUCUUCCGCUCCUCUGAAACCAGAGGCCUCUGUCUCAGCCCCAGGCUUGUCCCCAGCCCAGGCUCCUUGCCUCUCUUGUUAUACAGUUAUACAUUUUGUUUUUUCCUAGAUUCUCUAUUCCAUUCAUGGUUUCUAUUCCACACACAGACAUUCAAAACACACACGACAUUCAGAACAAGCAGAAUACAUAAUAACGCUCCCAGUAUUAUGAGCAAGACUCACACAAUUACAAAUGCAAUAUAAUACAUGAGAACACAAAGUCCUGGGGGCUACUUCCUCCUCACUCUCUCUCUUAGCUCUUUUGCUAUUUCAUUCUGUCUCUAUAUUUGUUUUUCUCUCUAUCUUACUCUAGCCUUGAUCUGUUUCUAAAGCUGAGGGCAGCAGUCUUUCAGGGCUUCAGACCCUCACUGAAGAGCAAAGCUGGGCAACUGCCCCAAAAGAUGCUCUAGAACCAAAGGGAGAUGGCACAAAGAGGGAGUGGGGCAGGCUUCAGUCAAAGCCAGCAGUCAAUGCUAUACACUGGGAGGUGCUUUCUUUAUGUGAGCAAGGUCCAGCCCAAGACUAAGGCCUUUUUAUUUCCCAGUAGCAGAUACUAGAUCUUUUACCUCUCCUCAUGUGAUAUGGAGUCCUUUCAGUUCAGGAGACAGGUCUCAGGGGAAAGUCAAUCAGUUUGGUACUGGCCUCUGGACAUCCUUAAGUACUAUUUUUGACUUGGCAAGACUCAAGAGUAAUCUCCAAACCCCUCGGGGUCCCAGGAUGGGUAAAUGGGGCUUGGGUUUGCCUAAAGUAAGGGGGAGACCUCUGGCUGAGGGAGUUAGUUGGUAGAAGUUCUGAGCUUUGUGUUAGUGUGUAUGCUGUUUGUGUUCAAUAUUGAGUAAAACACACACCUAUCCCCCCAAACUCUCCCUCAGGCAUUAUGGGAUUGCGCUGUCCAUAGCCCCAUUUAACAUUGGCCUAGCCCAGAAAGCUCCGAAAUUGACCCAAAAGGCAGCAGGUUUACCUGGCGUAGUGUUGGGUGGAAGCUUUGCUCUCAGCUAACCCAGUCUAGAUUUCUUCUAAGGAGUUGUUGGGGUUGGUCUGAGCCAUAGGCCUGCUUGGGAGCUUGUUCUGUGGGCAAGAGCCUCCACAGCCCCUACAAGUCCUGGUUCUCCUUUCUCCAGAUCUUGAUGGUCUGGUCCCUUGUCCGCACUAUCCUAUCUGGCUGGGGCUGCUGCAGUGUGCUGGGAGCAGGAGUGUUCUGGCUUCGUUGGGGUUGAGUAGGUGGCCGAUUUUAAAAAGGUUUAAGAGAGAAGGCAGCAUUCGUGUGACAACUUGCCUCUUCUCAGGCCUGACCUCGUCUGCAGACAUGUUCUAUCCCAGAGUGGGCCAUGUCAGCCCUCUCUCAAUUCCCAGGAUGAUGGGGACAAUGCUCUGGAACCACUUUAUCCCCUCCCACCCUGCAUGGUGCCUGCAGGGGCCAUGACCAUCAUUCUCAUGCUCCAAGGGAAAAAAGACAAAGUGGACAUACUUGGGAGAAAUGACAUCAAAUUCUAAACAUGAAAUAAUCUUUUCCAUUUUGGUUUGAACAAGUCAUCCUCAGUGAAACCAUGACAAUGCACUCUGUGUAUAUCAACUGAGGGGUAAAUGGGAGUUAGUUGCAUUGUCUAUAAAAAAGACAGGGAGGAACCUUUCAGAGGCUCAAACUUUGGGGGCUAAUGUGUAUCCCCGAUAAGUGGUGCUUAUAGUAACCAUUGCAUCAUAGAUUUUGAGCCAGAAGGAACCUCAGACCAUGCAGUCCAAUCAUUUUACCAAAAAGAAAACAGGCUCAGAGAGAUGGUGAUUUCAAUUACAUUAAAGUAGAAGAAUGGGGAUUUGAGCUCAGCUUGUCAGAUACCAGAUCCAACAUUCUUAACUCCAGAUAUGUGCUUGAGGUUCAUGGGCUGAUCCUAGAGUUAGAAAAGAGUGAUCCCAUUCUCCACACCACUGUUUUAAGAGAACCUUGUCUUCUGAUUGAUUCUACAAUGCUAUAGAACUCAGGAAAUCAUCUACUCUUACUGUGGGAAAGGUCAUCUAGUUUAAUCCCCUGCAUGAGGAAGGACAGCCCUCUCCAAUCCCCAGGGAAUGGUAACCCAGGCUUUCCCUGAAGACCUUCAGUCCAUUCCCCUUUUGCUCCUCUGUAAUUACUAAGUUUUUCUUUGCCUUGAUUUUUCCAUUUGUUUUUGUUCUGCCUUCUGAAGGCCAAGCAGAAUCAAGUGAAUCCCAGUUCCACAUGGCAAUCUGAGAGAUUUGAAAGCGGGUCCUCCCUCGCUAUUGCCUCUCUUCAUAGCUUCCGGUUUCCUCACCAUCAGGGUCCCCUUCCUCUGGAGGGGUCUCCUUUUGGCCUGGGCAGACUCUGGGCCCCACAGUCCCAUGUCCAAGCUCUCUGCAUGCCUUUAUUUCCCUCAGAAGGCUUCCUUAUGGCCAGUCAUUGCUCUUUCCAAGUUAUUUUUGAAGAGUUCACCUAAAUCCUCUUCUACAAGGCCGAGGCUAGAAUACCCUCAUGUCUUAUCUCAGCCUGAAAUGCUUGCCUGUCUCCAGAUGUCAUAGCUCCGCCAUCCCAUGUCAGUUCUUCCAAGUUGGGGCCUGAGGUCCCAAGUACGACUCUGAUCCUUUAGGGGACCAACAAUCUAGUGUGACUCAGCUGGCCUGAAAAGCAGCCUCAAUUUCCAUAGCCCUGGAGUGGCUGGGCCAGCUGGCAGAGUCCUUGGGAGGCACUGUGCCUUUCCGAGCGGGGAGUUUGCAGGAUUGUGCUCCCAGACCCACUGUAGGCUGUGGGGUGACUCGGGUCAUAUGUGCAGUCCUCUGCCAAGAGCUGCAGAAAUAAGGUGGCAGGACCACCUGGGGGUGGAGCACUCGAGCUGGGGCCAGAGGCAGGUCCUAAGUGGAUAUAGGACACUCAGGGAGCUUGACCAGAACCAGGCCUUAGAAACCUCUGGCCCCUUUCCAGCCUAAGCCUCCAUGACUCCUGGAUGACCUUAAAGGCUGACUCCCCCCACUCAUUUCCUAGUUCCAGCUUAGUUUUGCCUUUGAGGUCAGCUCAGACUUAGCAUGAACCUAUGUGUUCCACUUGGAGAAGUGCUUUUAUCUGAUUCUCCCUGGGCUAUAAAUACUUCAGUGCAGGAAUGAAGUCAUCUUGGGAGUGGCUGGUAUGGGGCCGGGAGGGGCCUGGCUUUGGCUCUCCUCCUUAUACAGGGACCCACAUGAAAAAGCUAGAAAAGGUCUGGUGGGCAGAGAAGACCCAGGGCCUAGACUUAGGCGGUUGAGAGCUGUGUGCAGACUUGGAGGCCAUCUCUCAGAUGGAUAUGCAAAUAAUGCUACCCUGGGCUUCCCUAUUCUGUUCCACGGUUAAUCCUUUUAUCCCACCACACUCCUAACUUCCAGUCUGUCCCUGGGAGAGGGAGGGAGAGGAAGAAAGCGGGGUAUCUGGAUCAUUGUUAUAGUGAGAUGGCAUCAUGGAUAAAGUGUGUGUGUACAUAUAUAUAUAUAUAUAUGUGUUAUAUAUAAUAUACACACACAUGUGUGUAUAUGAUAUAGAGAGUGAUAGCUAAAAAUAGAGAAUAGACUUGUGCUCAGGAAGACCUAAGCUCAAAGCUUGCCUCAGACAAGGGACCUGGAAACAGAAAGAGAAAGGUUCUGGUAGUGGACGGUCAAGCUGGAAAAAGUUCAGGGAAGCAAGACUGCAACCCUGUAAAAUUUUGCCUGAUCUCGGUGCGGGCCUCAUCGUGGGACAUGUUUCACCCCAGGGUGGGCUGCCCCAGCCCCCUCUCCAUUUCGCUACCACCAAGACUGUCUAGUUACCCUGCCUCCCUCUGGGCCGCAGCUGACUCUCUUCAAUGACUUCUGCCUUGGCAGUGUGGAAAACUGUAAGUCCCAUGCAUCCAUGCUCACACACUCUGUAUUUCAUGCACCUGCACAAACAUCUUCAUUUAAGAUGCACUGGUGCUGUGAUGGCUGGCCGAGGUCAAAUUUUCUCCCUGUCUGUGGAAAAAAGAGGAUGUCGUACUCUAGUCUGGCCCCACAGCUCUAGCAUAAACGUAGGAGAGACACAGAGAGAUGGGGUGGAGGUAGGCAGAGAAAGGGAGAGAGAAAAAGGAGGGCAAGAAAGGGGGGAAAAAGAGGGAGAGGAGAAUAUCAAGGAAAGUAGUAGAGCAGGAAGUUGUAUGGAUUCUGUCAAUGAAGGAAGCAAGGACUGAGCCCAGCAGAUCAGCAAAGGUGAUUGCCUGUCACUUUAGAUGUAGGUACUGAAGGAGACAGUCUCCUUAGUGUCUAGAGAUAAGAGAUUCCUUAGAAGUUAGAAAAAACUGCCAGCAGUUGGAUUGGAGUUAAACAUUCUCUAGUUUACUUUUCUCCACGACUUUUCCCUUCUUGAUGCAGAAGGAAUUAAUUCCCUGUGGGGUUCAGGUUGGCUUUGCAGGGCCAGGCUUGUGGUUGUCUCCUGAAUUGUCAGCAGGGUGGAAAAAUAUAUAACAGCUAAUAUUUACAUAGUUCCCACUAUAUAUGCCUGGUACUAUUUAAGCACUAUAUUAUUGCAAUCUCAAUCCAGGGAGGUAGGUGAUAUUAUCUCCAUUUUACAAAUAUGGAAAGGGAGGCAAACAGUUGUAAUUGAUCACCCCAGCCCCCUAGAGACCAAGGGGGGAAGUUGCAUUUGUGAGGUCCUGGGGAAAUAUUAGAAACUUAAUUAUACUGGCAGCCUUCAUGGUUCAAAGCAUUGUGGUCCCAAAAGUGGGGAGAUAAAGAUGGAACAAGCAUUGUCUGUACUGUUAGGUAGUUUAUAGAGAGAAAAGAAUAUAAAAAUCAAGUUUAAUUACAUUGCAAAGGUAUUCUAUGCUAUGUUAAAUACCGAGUGAAUGAAAUAAAUCUAUAGGAGUUUAGAAGUGAAGAGAUUUUGACAGGUUGGGUGGUUUUGAGAAAGUAUGUCUAUAAUGAGAACAUUACACAGUUCCCAAGCCAGCUAUCACCCAAGUUUGGAGUAUACCUGGUACUUGAACCUAGGAUGGAGAAAAUACUCAAACAGCACCUCAACCCAAGUCCCUUUAGUCCCUUUACAUAUGAAUUUUGAUCUAGACUACUUAUUUGGGUAUUCUUUACUGUCCCCACCUUUACAAAAAAAAAAUGAAAGAAAAAAUAUGAGGUUCCUCAUCUCAGAAUUCCAGAUCUAGGGGGAACACUUCAGCACUGGCCAUCACAAAUACCCAUCCCCUUCUUCCCCAGCUGGGAAGCCAUAUAUCAUUUGGCUGCCUGCUUAGAGCUAUCUAGAGACUGCUAACAUCUUUCUAUAACUUUCAAUAAAACCAAACUCAAUAAGCCAAUGAGACUAUUUGUCAGAUCUUUGAAUUCAGUGCUCAGAUUAAGUAGGAUUUGGAUAGGGAAUAGAUUUUAUACAUAUGUAUAAUACAUAUAUUACUAAAUAUACACAUUAAUCACAUGUGGUCAUGUGCAAUACACACGUGUGUAUAUACAUUAUAUACACACUAAUCACAUGUGAUUGUUAUAUAUGCAAUACAUGCACAUAUGUGUAUAUACAUGCAUACAUUGUAUAUACACUAAUCACCUAUUGCCAUGCACACAUGGGUGUAUAUAUACACACUAAUCACAUAUGUGGUUGUCAUGUAAUACAAGCCUCAUCUUAAAGUGGCAUGGAUAUCUAAUCUGGAGGAUCUAGCCAAGGAUGUGCUAGAGCCGCCACCUAGCUAGCUGAUUGUUAAAUUUUCAUAGCAUACAUUUAUACCUUGGUCAACAAAGGCUACAAAUUAGGACUUGAUUUAUUGUUUUGAUUAUCCAUACCUAACAGACGUUUUAAUAAUGCAGAUUAAAUCUAAAAGUGUAUUUUGUGGAUUUUUUUUUCUGGAAAACUGGUUAAACUUUUACCAAAAAAGGGAAAAAAGCCACAGAAAAGAAAAAGCAAAGCAAAAAAUGUUGAAAAUACUGUGCUUCAAUCCACAUCUAGUCUCCAUGGUUCUCUCUCUGAAUGAGGUUGCCAUUUUCCAUCCCAAAUCUGCUGUUUUGAAUCACAUUAUUGAGAAGAGCCAAGUCCAUGAUAUUUGAUUGUCACAUAAUUCUGCUGAUACUGUGUACAACGUUCUUGGUUCUGCUUGCUUCAUUUGGCAUCAGUUCAUGUAGACCUUUCCAGGCUUUUCUGAUCAUCAUUUCUUAUAGAACAAUGAUAUUCCAUUACAUUCAUAUAACUUAUUCAGCUAUUCCCCAACUGAGGUGCAUCUACUCAAUUUCCAGUUCCUUGCCCCUACAAAAAGAGCUGUACAAAUAUGAAAAGAAACUUUUAAAUUAAAAUUUUUUAUAUCUAUAUUUACCUGGCCAGUCAUCAGAGCAAUAAUGAACCUUUAAGAGCAUCUAUAUUUUUGCAGGUGCAUGAGAUAUAUAUAUACUUUGUGCAUGUAUGUAUGUGAUAUAUAGACAUUAUGUAUAUAUGUAUAACAAUUUUUUUCUUUUCACAUCCUUCUCAUUGAAGAAAUAAAGAAAAAACUCAUUAACAAAUAUCAUAGUCAAACAAAGCAAAUCUAUGUAUUGGCUAUGAAUAAAAAUAUGUUUUGUUCUGAACUCUGAAUCCAUCAUCUUUUUGUCAGUAGGUAGGCAGCAUAUUUCAGACCUGCAGAAUCAUAGUGGGUCAUUGUAUUAAUCAGAGUUAUUCAGUCAAACUUAGGGUUUUUUGUUUUGUUUUGGGUUUUUUGUUUACAAUAUCAUGUAGAUUGUUCUCCUGAUUCUACUCAAGUCACUCUUCCUCUGUUCUUAUAAGUCUCCCCAUAUUCCUUGAAACUACUUCAUUUCUUACAGCACAAUAGUAUUCUACUCUAUUUACAUACCAUAAUUUGUUCAGAUAUUCCCCAAUUGAUGAAUACUUUAAUUGCUUGAGUUAUAUCUAGCCUUAAUGUUGGUAGUCCAGGAAUAUAAUAUUUCAGGGCUCAGAAUAAACACAAGUCCUGAUGACUCUCAAGAGAAGGGUAAUUCUUAGUUUGCUAUGGAUAAUUUAACUCCUUCCAAUAAAUGCUGAUUACACAAAAGACUAUAGUGAAUAGAAAAUAUAUCUCUAUCACACAGAGGUUGCAGCUGCUGUUUGUCCUUUGUUCUUGAAGAGGACCAAGGCAUCAAGGGGGUGAGCUAUGACAUGAGUAAAAAGUAAACAAAAACAUCCUAAAAGGUGAUGAACUCAAGAGUACAAACUGUAUUUUAUGUAUUUUAUGGGGAAAUAUGGCCAUUGGAGGAGUUUGUUUUGCUUGACUAUAUAUUUUUUUAAUGAAGAUUUUGUUUUUCUUGCAGUGAAGGAAGAGGUGGGAGGGAAAGAAAAUAAAAUGAAAUGUAAUUUUUAAGAAGUCUGAGCUUGCCUUUCUUGACUGCCUUUCAAUUUUCCAGCUAUCUUUUUAUGUUGACAUUGAAUGUUCUCUUACCCAAUCAGAGGUCACAUUUCCCCUAAAUGUACAAAGUUGAUACUGCUGCUACUCUCAUUUGUUCUUCAUUUCUGAAGAGAUCCAUGACACUAGAAGAGAUGAUAUCAUGAUAUGCAAGUGAAUUGGAUUAUGUGAUGGAAGGCUGUACAAAGUUACCAGUUUUACUUUCUCCUAUGGAGCCAUAAUUGUCCAGUGGCAAGAUAUUGAUCAGGACAACUGAAAAUGGCCCCUCACAUACAAAGUGAAGCAUGGUUAUCAACAAGGGUUGUUCCUUUUUUUUUUUUUUUUAAGCUUUUUAUUUUCAAAAUAUAUGCAUGUAUUGUUCUGUAAGAAAUGACCAGCAGGAUGAUUUCAGAGAUGCCUGGAGAGACUUACAUGAACUGAUGCUAAGUGAAGUGAUGCUACAUGAAGUGAUGCUAAGGAGAUAAUUAUACACGGCAACAAGAAGACUAUACGAUGACCAAUUCUGAUGGGUGUGGCUCUCUUCAACAAUGAAUUAAUUCAGACCAGUUCCAAUUGUUCAGUGACAAAGAGAGCCAUCUACACCCAGAGAGAGGACUAUGGGAACUGAGUAUGGACCACAACAUAGCAUUCUCACUGUUUGUUAUUUGCUUGCAUUUUGUUUUUCAGUUUUUCUUUUUCUUCCUUCUUGAUCUGAUUUUUCUUGUGCAGCAAGACAACUGUUGUAAACAUAUAUUGGAUCUAACAUGUAUUUCAACAUAUUUAACAUGUAUUGGACUACCUGUUAGGGGAGGGAGUGGAGAGAAAGAAGGGAAAAUUUGGAACAAAAGGUUUUUUAAGGGUCAAUGUUGGAAAAAUUACCCAUGCAUAUGUUUUGUAAAUAAAAAGCUUUAAUAAUAUAUAUAUAUGCAUAAUUUUCAGCAUUCUUUUUUUUUUGGUACAUAUAGAUACUUUUUUUUUAAAAAUAAUUAUAACUUUUUAUUGACAGGACCCAUGCCUGGAUAAUUUUUUACAACAUUAUCCCUUGCACUCACUUCUCUUCCGACUUUUCCCCUCCCUCCCUCCACUCCCUUCCCCAGAUGGCAAGCAGUCCUAUACAUGUUAUAUAUAGCAUUCACUUUUACAAAACUUUGUGUUUCAAAAUUUUUCUCUCUCCCUUGCUCCCACUCCCCCCCUUACAUAGCAACUAAUCCAAUAUAUAUUAAACAUUUGCAAUUCUUCAAUACAUAUUUCCACAAUUAUGCACAAGAAAGUACAAAAUGAAAAAGGAAAAAAUGAAAAAGAAAAAAAGCAAGCAAACAACAAAAAAAGUGAAAAUACUAUGUUAUGAUUCACACUCAGUCCCCACAGUCCUUUCUCUGAGUGCAGAAGGCUUUCUCCACAAGUCCAUUGGAACUGGCCUGAAUCACCUCACUGUUGAAAAGAGCCUUGCCCCUCACAUUUGAUCAUCAUAUACUCUUUUUAUUGCUCUGUGUACGAUGAUCUGGUUCUACUCACUUCACAGCAUCAGUUCAUGUAGGUCUCUCCAAACCUCGCUGAAAUUAUCCUUCUGAUCAUUUCUUAUAGAACAAUAGUAUUCCAUAACAUUCAUAUACCAUAACUUAUUUAGCCAUCCUCCUAUUGAUAGGUAUCCAUUCAGUUUCCCAGUUUCUAGCCACUACAAAAAAGGCUGCUACCAACAUUUUUACACAUAUGGAUCCCUUUCCCUUUUUUUUUUUUUUUUUUUUUAUCAUCUCUGACAAGGGUUGUUCUUAAGAGCACAGCUGAAAGCUUGGGAUAAAGUCAUAUCAGAGAAGGAAGAAGAAGCUACCAGAUCAGAUACAGCAUUAAUAAAGGCGAAAAAGUGGGAAUGAACUAGAUUCAUGUAGUGAAGCAUCAGAAGCUAAAGUUGGAAAGGCACAGUGUGACCUGAGCUUCAUGAAUAAUAAUGUCAAAAUGUUAUAGGGUGUUAAAUUUAGGAUAGUUUUCAACUUACAUUUGAAUGCAAGUCUUGACUAUAAAGGUGGGGAAGACUAUAAAGUAGGAGCUACCAGAAUUGAGAAAAAGCUAGGCUUUCUUUUGGCAUGUCCAGGAAUGCAGGGAUAGAGGCUGAGUAGGCUCAUUGCCAGUAAGGGAAAGAGUGAGGGUUAAAAGAAAAAAAUUAAUAAUUAAGGAAAAUUCACUAAUCUGGGAUAUUCCAGAUUUGCCAAAAUAUUUCCUCAGGUAACAACAAACUUUACAAGUUAGGUUGAAGCUUUAGUUCUAAAAUUAUUUCUAAGAGUUGAUGAGUCACUUAUGAACAAUUUUAAAAAAGUGGGAUUGCCAGCAUUCUUCAUUUUAUGCAAAAUAAUUUCCAUAGAGAAAACCCCAACUUCAUAAUGGAAGGGAAGCUCUAUUCCCGCAAAAAAUUAAUUUCUCCAGUGUACUAUGGUUGAACACUUCUGUUGUAGUGUUCCGACUUUUCCCCUCCCUCCCUCUACCCCCUUCCCCAGAUGGCAAACAGUCCUAUACAUGUUAUAUAUAGC